This is a messenger RNA of Acytostelium subglobosum LB1, 600 nucleotides long. RefSeq lists its product as hypothetical. The transcript is spliced from 2 exons. NCBI's taxonomy places the organism in Eukaryota, Evosea, Eumycetozoa, Acytosteliales, Acytosteliaceae. Bases 1 to 600 code for a protein of 199 amino acids. The record is from RefSeq and is a predicted model, not a curated record.
AUGAGCCGUUAUUCGGCACGACCAGCAGCAGCAAGCAACAAGCAACAACAAGCAGCAACAACAUCAUCACUACUCUUGGUAGUCGUGGUAGUCGUACUACCACCACCACUACCUGCAGGUGAUAGGGAUGGAGAUAUAUCUUUGGUCAUCUGGAGCAGAGAUGGAAGCAUUGGUGAAGAGUCGGCAGAGAAGGCAAGUGCAUCCUGGUUAAGUAGACUACCACAUUCUCCAAACUCAGAGAUUGAGGAUGAUGUGCUGAACCAUGACGAGGACCUUGCUCUUGUCAAGUAUGAUGGUGGUGUCAAGUGGACAUUUGGCGUGGACAGGCUCAGACUUUGUUUGGCCAACAUGCCUCCAAGCAUAGCAUUGGAGUUCAGUCGACUAUUGGACGAGUUGUUGAACACUUGUUCACAUUCCUUGUUGUUGUUGUUGUUAUCGUCGUCGACAACAACAACCAAUGGUGUUGUAUCAGUUGUAGUUGUAGUGGAAGUAGUAGUGGUACAUGAUGGAGUUGAUGGUGAUGGUAACUGUGAUGAUGACUGUGAUGAUGGUGAUGAAGUUGAUUGUUGUAUGAUAUCAUCUAUUCUUUGUUGUAAUUGA